Bipolaris victoriae FI3 is the source of this 1215-nucleotide messenger RNA. RefSeq lists its product as hypothetical. NCBI's taxonomy places the organism in Eukaryota, Fungi, Ascomycota, Dothideomycetes, Pleosporales, Pleosporaceae. Gene Ontology annotation, molecular function: aldehyde dehydrogenase (NAD+) activity. The annotation marks the transcript as partial. The transcript is spliced from 4 exons. The record is from RefSeq and is a predicted model, not a curated record.
GAAAGAGCCAAGAAAGUUCUGAAGUUGGCAGGUCUGAUUGAUGCUAACGCCCAUGAAUUGUGUAGACUGGAGGCACUCUGCAGUGGCAAGCCGAAAUUUCUCUCGACAACCAACCAUAGAACCUCCUGGGCUUCUGCUAACAUGACGAUUACAGAUUACACCGGAUUGUGUGAUAAGCUGGAGGGGGAGUCAUUCCCUCCCGACAACGGAUUUAUAAAGAUUAUCCGUCGCGAGCCCAUCGGAGUUUGCUCGGUUGUGAAUGCUUUCAACGGUCCAGCAGUGAUGGUCGCAUUCAAAGGCGCACCAUGCCUUGCAGCCGGAAAUACCAUGGUCGUGAAAGCAUCCGAGAAGACCCCCGUCUCGACUAUCUACUUUGGCAGGCUGCUGAAUGAGGCUGGAUUCCCCCCUGGCGUUAUGAAUAUCAUCUCUAGGGGCAGCGAAACAGGCGCCUUACUUGCUUCCCAUAUGGAUGUUGACAAGAUUUCCUUCACCGGCAGCGUCAACACUGGGAAGAUAGCACAGAUGGCAGCCUCGAGAAACUUGAAGCGAGUGACUCUUGAAUUGGGCGGCAAGAGCCCAAGCAUAGUGUUCCCCGAUGCGAACCUCCAAGUCGCAGUCCAAUGGUGCACUCAGGGCAUAGUCGGCAACAGCGGUCAGGCGUGCACUGCCAGUUCCCGCAUCUAUGUACACAAGGAUAUCAAAGAGAAGUUUGUGCAAGCCAUGAAGACAGCGUUCGAGUCCCUAGACGGAUCUUUUGGCGAUCCAAAGAAGGACACGACGACCAUCGGUCCACUCGUGGACAAGAUGCAGUUCGAACGAGUGUUGAGCUAUGUAGAAAGUGGGAAAACAGAAACAACUCUGGUAUGCUGGAUGCGACCGGCCAUCUUCGUUGAUCCUAAUGCAGACGCGAAAAUAUACAAAGAGGAGAUUUUUAGUCCAGUUGUAGUGAUCAGUGAAUUUACUGAGGAGGAAGAGGUGAUUGCCCGGGCCAAUGCUACACCGUUUGGCCUUUCGGGGGCAGUGUUCUCUCAGGACAUCAACCGAGCCAUGCGUGUUUCGGCUAAGAUCCAUAGCGGAACAGUAUGUGUGAAUUGUUGCACCAUGGUCGAUAUCUUCGCGCCAUUCGGUGGGUUUAAGUCUAGUGGCUGGGGAAGGGAGUUGGGCAAGUACGGGAUCCAAGCUUACACAGAGCACAAGACGGUCUUCAUAAAGUAA